UAAAUCAACAAAAGAAAUGCCAACAGAUGUCCCAAAACCAACCUACACACCAUCAUAUAGAAGUGAAGGCACAACUCUUCAACCACUGGCCACAGCAUCCACAAAUGUGUCACCCACAUCUGUAACAAGACCAGCAACCAAGGAGGAAGGUAGCAGUACUGAUCAGUUUACACAAGAAUUUACCAAAUCUGCAGCAUCUGUGACAACUACGUCAGUAACACCAACUCAGGCCAUACAACAUAUAGCACAAUCAACCAUGACAGAAAACACUUCACUGGAAACAUUUCAGAGUACACCUGAGGGAACACCAGAAUCACCAAAAAGUACGGCUAUUCUAACAGGAUCUAGCACAUCAGAAACGGCCCCAUCAAAAACAAAUGAAUGGUAUACAACUUCAAAUCAGUCUGCUGGAUCAACAGAUGGUAAAGGUUCCACACCAUCAUAUGGUGAAUCAGUGACCAACACAAUAACGCAAACUACAACAGCUUCGCUUGCAAAAUCACAGGAUUUAUCAACAAUCUUAACUCCGGCAACACAGUCAGAAACUUCAGCAGGAGCUAGACCAUCAGAGAUAGCCAAAUCAGCGGCUUCACCAAUGUCAACGUCAGCAUCAUCUACAACAGAGCCAUCCACAGGUGGGAAUCAAACCUAUGGCUCAACAACAACAACCCGACAUACAACACCAACAAACAGUGCAAAUGGGACUCCUUCCCAACGUAAAGGAACUGUUGCUAACAAAAAUGUAAACAGCUCUGUCACACCCUCACCCUCAUUCAGCUCUUUACCAUCUACAGUAAUGGUUCCAAAAUCCACUGCUGUAAUAGAGUCGAGUUCGCCUUCACUAUUUUCUACAGAGCAAUCAUCACCAAACACUGCCCAAGCCAACACAACAGGGCCCCAAGUUAACUCUACAUCUUUCCCCUCAUCUAGGGCCAACACAAUAUUUUUUAAGUAUACACCCAAGAUUGCCACUUUGACCCCUCUUAUCUUUGAUUAUCCAAUUGUGAACCGCAUCAGCUUUCCUGCUUCCAAUGAUUCAAACCCAGAAGAACAAUUGCAGAACAACACAAAUCAGGCAGGCAGCACCUGAUUGAUAGUCACCUGAUGGCCCCCUUGGAGAGCAAUAACACAGAAAAAAAUGCGUCAGAGACUGUAGCAAAAUGUAUUGUAUCAAGUGACGUAAAAGAAGAAAAAAAAUACUUUGCCUUCAGCUUGUCUUGAUCCCACAUGUCUGUGACAGUGAAAGACCUGGUUUUGCAAGCUGCGUGUUAUUUUCAUUAGCUCACCUGCCCAUUGAUGUGAAGCAGAAUGUUACAUAGAUUAGAUAGGCUGUAGCUCUGAAAUAAAUGGUGUACAGCAAGAAGUAACCUGAGUUUCAUUUAUGCUCUGAAUUGUUGUAACAAUGAUUGUAAAAGUGAGCCAAGCACUGACAUGUUCGUGGUGGUUGUGGUGUUUAAGUAAGGUACACUGCACUCCUCUCUUUGUUUGAAUUCAAGUUUCCAGGUGUGUUAACGAACAUGAUGAAAAAAGAACGAAAAAGAAUACACAUAUGUACAAAUUGUAUAUAAUUUGUGCUUUUUAGUAUGCCAAGCUGUUUUUAAGCUCUUUUCUGUGUAUAAAUGCUCAACAGUCUUUAAUCAUAAUUAAGUUUAACGCAUAAUUAGGUGCACCAAAGCAAAAGCACUGGAGCACAGUAGUUGCUAUUUUUCAAAUUUAUCAUUAUUUAAAUUCUCAUUGUUAUGUAUUGUAUCUUAUCUCUCAGAUCUGCUUUUACUAUACGAACCCUCGCGGACCCUGAGGUCCUCUGGUGCUGGCCUUUUGAUUGUCCCUAAAGUCAGGACACAUACUCAC
This is a messenger RNA of Haplochromis burtoni (Burton's mouthbrooder), 1851 nucleotides long. RefSeq names its product endochitinase A. The record is from RefSeq and is a predicted model, not a curated record. NCBI's taxonomy places the organism in Eukaryota, Metazoa, Chordata, Actinopteri, Cichliformes, Cichlidae.